AUGCCCUGCAAAGCAAAGAUGGCCUCUGUACAGGUGCAACGGAAGGUUGGAAACCAAGACGACGGCCUCCAUGGCGCCGAGCAGGAGGCGGUGCGCGCCACGGGGAGAGGCAAGAGCAAGGCGUCGGCGCGGAAGGUAACCUACGGCUUCCACCUGGUGGAGGGCAAGAUGCCGCACGGCAUGGAGGACCGCCACGUGGCCGAGUUCCGGCGCCUGGACGACGGCAACGAGGUGGGCCUCUUCGGCGUCUUCGACGGCCACUCGGGCGCCGACGUCGCCACCUACCUCCGGAACCACCUCUUCGACAACAUCCUCGGCGAGCCAGACUUCUGGGAGGACACCAUGGGGGCGAUACGGCGCGCCUACCACCGCACCGACAGGAAGGUGCUCAAGAAGAAGAAGGUGACCGCCGACGGCGAGGAGAUAGUAAGGCCACGCCGCGGCGGGUCCACGGCGGUGACGGUCAUCCUCCUCAACGGGGAGACCCUGGUGGUGGCAAACGUGGGGGACUCCCGCGCCGUCGUGUGCGAGAGCGGCAGGGCGAGGCAGCUCUCCGUGGACCACGAGCCGCUUCGGGAGCGCGACGCCAUCGAGAGCAGGGGAGGCUUCGUUACCGAGAUGCAUGGGGACGUGCCUCGCGUGGACGCGUCGCUGGCGAUGUCGCGGGCGUUCGGUGACCGGAAACUCAAGGAGCACAUCAGCUCCGACCCGGACGUGGCCAUCGAGCACGUCGGGGACGAUACGGAGUUCGUCGUCGUCGCCAGCGACGGGCUCUGGAAGGUGAUGUCCAACCAGGAGGUGGUGGACGAGGUGAGGAGCACGCGCGACGCCCGGAAGGCGGCGGUGAAGCUCGUGGAUGCGGCUGUGGACCGGGGUAGCAAGGACGACAUCGCUUGCGUUGUCGUGCGCAUCCAUUGA
Molecule: messenger RNA, 918 nt
Organism: Triticum turgidum subsp. durum (durum wheat)
Lineage: Eukaryota; Viridiplantae; Streptophyta; Magnoliopsida; Poales; Poaceae
Source: the annotation of a GenBank genome assembly